AUGCCUCUCAUUGCACAAAACCCAUUGCCCCGGGUGAUCCUCGGGCUUAUGACCUUUGGUCCUAACCCGGAUAAAGGUGCUCGUAUCACCUCUCUGGACGAAUUCAAGAAAUCCUUGGACUACUUCCAGCAACAAGGAUUCACUGAGAUCGACACUGCCCGCAUCUAUGUCGGCGGAGAACAAGAAGCUUUCACAGCUCAGGCUGGCUGGAAAGAGCGUGGCCUGACCAUUGCGACGAAAUGGUAUCCCAAUUCCCCCGGCUUCCACAAGCCUGCCGUCCUGCGUGAGAACUUCGAGAAGUCCCUGAAGGAGUUGAACACCGAUCAGGUUGACAUCUUUUACUUGCAUGCGCCGGAUCGUUCGGUUCCUUUCACGGAGACUCUGGAGGAGGUCAACAAGCUGCACAAGGAGGGCAAGUUCGUCAACUUGGGUCUGAGCAACUUCACAGCUUUUGAGGUAGCCGAGAUUGUUACUACCUGUGCCGCGAGAGGCUGGGUUCGCCCAACCAUUUUCCAAGCCAUGUACAAUGCCAUCACUCGCAACAUCGAGGUCGAAUUGGUCCAUGCUUGCCGUCGCUACGGCCUCGAUAUUGUUAUAUAUAACCCACUUGCUGGUGGCCUUCUCUCUGGAAAGUACAAGACUAUCGAUGUCCCCGCAGAAGGACGCUUCGGAGAAAACACCUCCACGGGAGCCAACUACCGCAAACGCUACUUUAAGGACUCGAACUUCGAGGCCCUCAGCAUCAUCGAGCCCGUUGUUGAGAAGCACGGAUUGACACUAAUUGAGACUGCCCUUCGAUGGGUGCACCACCACUCGGCUCUGAAAAUGGGCAACGGUGGCCGCGACGGCAUUCUCAUUGGCGUGAGCAGUUUUUCUCAGCUGGAGACUAAUCUUGCGGAUGUUCAGAAGGGGCCUCUCCCGCAGGAGGUUGUUGAUGCUCUUGAUAAGGCCUGGCUCGUUGCGAAGCCAUACUCCCCACCGUACUGGCAUCUGGACCUGAAGUACACAUAUAACACCCAAGAGGCCCUAUUUAAGCCCAAGCCUUAA
This is a messenger RNA of Penicillium pulvis, 1047 nucleotides long. Its product is annotated as aldo/keto reductase family protein. The record is from RefSeq and is a predicted model, not a curated record. The transcript is spliced from 2 exons. Gene Ontology annotation, molecular function: oxidoreductase activity. NCBI's taxonomy places the organism in Eukaryota, Fungi, Ascomycota, Eurotiomycetes, Eurotiales, Aspergillaceae. Bases 1 to 1047 code for a protein of 348 amino acids.